Molecule: messenger RNA, 1281 nt
Organism: Puccinia triticina
Lineage: Eukaryota; Fungi; Basidiomycota; Pucciniomycetes; Pucciniales; Pucciniaceae
Exons: 6
Coding region: 1-1281 (426 amino acids)
Biological process (GO): L-homoserine metabolic process
Molecular function (GO): homoserine O-acetyltransferase activity; L-serine O-acetyltransferase activity
Source: RefSeq, a predicted model, not a curated record
AUGCCUAUCGCUCACUUUGGGCGACAUUCACGGAUGAGGGCAGCCUCGUGCCUCGUUGGCCGCAGCCCAAUCCGACCGGCCAUGGGCCUCCGCAGCUCGCUCUAUCCCUUCUCAAGCCUGCCCACUUAUCAGUAUCACUCCAAACAGACCUUCGCAAAUGGCGCUCCAGAUCACAAACCACUGGGAUCACUCGAUCGUGGUACUGGGUACCACAUUUACCACCAUUCGGCUCCUUUCAAGCUCGAUUACGGGCAAAAUUUACCCAGCUUCGAUUUGGCUUACGAGGUCUGGGGAAAAUUAAAGUAUCCUAUCGACCUUGAUCGCUAUUUUGUCGUAUGCGCCAACCCAUUGGGAUCUAGUUUUGGGUCUACUGCUCCUCAGUCAAUCAAUCCGCUGACUGGCAAACGUUAUGCAACCGACUCCCGUUGUUUCGAUCUUCGACAUGUACAUGCUAGCAUUGGCAGUAGCAUGGGAGGCAUGCAGAGUAUUGCUGCGGCUUGGUUGGAACCCGAAAGGGUUCAUAAAGUGAUCAGCAUCAGUGGAUGCGGAAGAACAGGACGAGCGGGUAUUGCAAUACUCUUGAUGGCCGAUCCAAACUGGAAAAACGGCUUUUACUACGACUCGGCUCCACCUUACCUUGGCAUGAAGCUGGCUCGCCAGGUUGCAGCUGUCACAUAUGGCUCCGGACAUGAAUGGGAGCGGCGGUUUGGUAAAGGACUGCGCUCGGUGACCGAUGAAGAUGGGCAUUCUGCCAUUAUUCCACCAACCCUCAAACCUGAAUUCUCCUUGGAAACUUGGUUAGAUCAUUCAGCUGGGCAGUUUUCUAAAAUAUAUGAUGCAAACAGUUGGUUAUAUGUCUCAAAGGCGAUGGAGCUUUUUGACAUGACUGCCGAAGGUAUGAAUCAACUGCAGCAAUAUCGAGCUCCCCCACUUGACGAAUCGUCGUCUUCUGAUAAGGCAAACUGUAUCCCCCCUGAGGGAGUCACCAAUUUAUCACCAUCAUUUUGCCAUCAUAACGUCGUCGCCUCACUUUCGCAGACGUUUGGACAGAAAUACAAAUCUACCCACGAAUUCCUGAUUGUUGGUGUCCAGACGGACGUCCUGUUCCCCGUGGCUUCGCAGCGAGAUUUAGCUGAAGCUAUUCGAUCAUCGGCGUCAAAGCAUCCGGAUGAUCAGGCUCCUUCUGUAACCUAUGUUGAACUCGAUUCACCAUUUGGUCAUGACGCAUUCUUGAUUGAUUUGAAGGCCGUCGGGGGUGCUGUCAAAGGAUUUCUUGCCUGA